This is a messenger RNA of Plasmodium vivax (malaria parasite P. vivax), 1209 nucleotides long. RefSeq lists its product as hypothetical. The record is from RefSeq and is a predicted model, not a curated record. Lineage: Eukaryota; Apicomplexa; Aconoidasida; Haemosporida; Plasmodiidae. The coding region runs from base 1 to 1209 and encodes 402 amino acids. The transcript has a single exon.
AUGAAAAGCCUCGUGAACGUCGCGCUGUACCUCCUCGUGCUCAAUUUCUGCAUCUGUCUGAUAAGCGCCAAGGAGGAAAACAAAAGCCCAAGUGCUCCCCUUGAUGUGGCACAGGAAAAGUCAAAUCUGAGGUACCGCAAUGAGGGUAGCAAACAUGUGGGAAAAAAGAAAGCAGCCAGUGUGACCCCCCAAGAUAGUAACUCCAAAAAGGGGCAGGCGAAUGUUAACAAAGGAGAGAAUGGCAUCCCAGAUUUUGAUGACAGUAAUAUGACCACCGUUGAGGAGGGCCACCAGAGCCUACCGAACGAAGAGGCAAAAGUAAAACCCGAAACGGUGACCGAUAAAAAGGAAAAGGGAGAACGAAAAAAGGGCGGAAAAAAAAGUAGCGGUGGUCAAACGGUUACAAAAAGUGAGACAGAGAGAAGUGAUAGCAGUGGCACGACCGGGAAGAGGAAGAAGGGUUCCAAAAAAGGAGAAUCGCACAAAAAGGAAAAGAAUAAACAAGAAGGUGCAACACCAGAAAAGGAUGUAACCAUGCUGGUAGAUGGAGAGCAGGUAAAUAAGGAAGGCGAUUUUCAUGUGCCAAAUGCAGAACAGGGGGUAGCACACGUCGAUGUGUAUGGCCCCAAUGGAGUAGACUCUUGGGACACGUCGAUCAGUUACGAAAAGAACGAAGCGGAAAGUUUAUACCCACAAGUAACCGAUCAAGAUGGUUUGCCAGUGGAGAUGCCAACCCAUGGGGGGGACGGAACCGCACAGUGGAACAGCCAAAGCGUAGAAGCACCAGGAUACUCGGAUGGCGUAGAACCCGUGAAAGGAGGGGAAGCUUCCCACACUUCGGAUGAUUCCCACAAUUCGGAGGGGGUCCCAAAAGCGGAAGAAGUAGAAGGAAAAAAUGGAAGUGUGAAAAAUGAGACAUCAAAGGGGGAACAAAAAACGCCAAGUGGGAUAGAAGAAUCAAAACAAAAUGGAGCUAACCAGGAUGGAAAUAAAAAGGAAGGCUUCUCAAAAAAAGACCUAAUGAAACUCUUUCAUGAGCAUAUAGACCUUGCGUCUUUAGUAGAAAGCUUUAAGAGUAACGAGAAAUUACAAAAAAUGUCUGAAGAGCUGGUAUCUUUUGCGGUCAAAGCAUAUGAUGGCUUUCUCGUGUUCGUUGAGCAAGUAAAAUUUUUCGCGAACGACGUUGUGCAGAUUAUUCAGAACUUGUGA